AUGCACUUCAAUUGGCUAAGUAGCCUUGAUUUUAAGUUGACGGCUACCGCAGUAGUCCUGAUUUUACCAGGUACUCUUGCUCUGGUGAUUGCGGUUGCGCUGAUUGCUAGAUCCAGGUACCUCGCCAAUAAUGGCGUUCCCUUUGUAGCAGGGAAAAGCCCACUAUCAGUCUUGUACCAACACUGCCGGUUCGUGGUGAACGGGCCAGCUCUUAUUCAAGCCGGUUACGAUCGGUUCUCCGAUGGUCUCUUUGAAAUCCCACGCGCUUUCCACUUCGGCCAGGUCAUCCUGUGUAAACCGGAACUAAUUGAAGAGCUGCAAAAUACACGGAGUGUGGUAGCAUCACCUGAGCCUUGGAUUGAUCAGUUACUUCAGAUAUCUCAUCUCAUGCCGGGAUACUUUCCCAGGGGAGGAGGAUGGCCAGCUAUUGCUAAGACUACCUCAGGUCUCAUCCGGGGAACGGCACAUAAGCAGCUGGAUCGGUAUAUCCCGCACAUAACCGAGUCAAUCCUCUCUCAGCUAGGGGCCUUGAAUUUAGAUAGAGAUGGGGGUAAAUUCCAGACACCUUUUAAAGCUACAGGCCGAGUGGGUCGAAAACCUGCUAAUAUCUAUUUCAAAGAAUGCGCGAUAGGCUGCUUCGACUUUGCCCACUCGAUCGUUGCUCAAAGUGGUAGCUUUGCCAUGGUGGGUUCUCGACUGUCUCAAAACGAGGAGUAUAUACAGGCUGUCAAGGAUCAUAUCUUGAGGAUGAUCAUGACCACUCGUGUUUAA
Penicillium subrubescens is the source of this 771-nucleotide messenger RNA. RefSeq lists its product as uncharacterized. The transcript has 3 exons. Lineage: Eukaryota; Fungi; Ascomycota; Eurotiomycetes; Eurotiales; Aspergillaceae. The record is from RefSeq and is a predicted model, not a curated record. Bases 1 to 771 code for a protein of 256 amino acids.